GUGCACCAAUGCAACCUGUUGUUAUGGUUACAUUUUAGGUAAAAAUAAACAAAACAAAUAUAAACAAUAAAAAUUAAAUUGUUUGGACACAAGCAAAAGAAGGGAACAAAUUAUUAUUUUUAAAAUAAACACCUAUUAAUAAACGAAAUUAAUACACUUUCAAUAUGGAUUGGGCGGAGGAAUUAAAACUUUCAAUAAGGAAGACAACUGCUCGCAAAGGUCGUCGUUCGAGUCAACAAAAACCCCAAUCAGGCUCUCCUACGACUCCAGAAAAAGAAAUAUCUUUAGACCUUAGCAUUGAUAUCAAUCAAGAUACAACAACCGAUUCUUCUGAUUCGAAAUUGCCUCCAAGACGUAUUUCUGGAGGAUGGGCUGACAGUGGAUUGAAAUCAUCAAAGCACAGGAAUAAGAACUUAUUAGACGAUGAACGAUUUCGUCAAUCGAGUAAAUCUAAUGAUAGCUCACCACCGGAAGAAGAUAUUCCUAUUAUUCCCGAUUUGGAUGAUGUCAAAGAGGAUAUUAUAAUGAAUGAAAUCGUUGAGCCACCUUCGGUCACUGUGAAUCGUGUUGUUACAUUGAAAGAACUCAAUUCUGAUUUACUUUCUCAAAAUGCAUUCUCAGCUAUCGAAGAUGUUGAUUUGACAAUUUUAACUCGAUGUCUUCAAGCUCAAGAUAGCUUAGAUGAAGCUGAUGAAGUGUGGGAAUGGGAUAAGUUAUUCACAGAUGUUACAGCUGAAAUUCAUUCGGAUAAGACCACAAUUGAAGGCAAAAUUGAAAUUGCUGCAGAUGAAAUAACACACACUUUUACUUAAAUUUAUCUUAAUAAAAAAAAAACUAUGCACAAUUUGCUGACAAAAUAUUAUUUUAAAUUUGUAAUUUUAUGUGAAAAUUAGCACCUUAAAUAAAUAAAACGUUUGAUUUGAACUUUUGAG
Molecule: messenger RNA, 932 nt
Organism: Episyrphus balteatus (marmalade hoverfly)
Lineage: Eukaryota; Metazoa; Arthropoda; Insecta; Diptera; Syrphidae
Gene: IFT43
Product: intraflagellar transport protein 43 homolog
Exons: 5
Coding region: 165-812 (215 amino acids)
Biological process (GO): intraciliary retrograde transport
Cellular component (GO): intraciliary transport particle A; cilium
Source: RefSeq, a predicted model, not a curated record